Molecule: messenger RNA, 1284 nt
Organism: Mycena citricolor
Lineage: Eukaryota; Fungi; Basidiomycota; Agaricomycetes; Agaricales; Mycenaceae
Source: the annotation of a GenBank genome assembly
AUGGCACACAAAACACCGCUGGACGAAAACACGGAUCCGCUCAACCAGAAGAUAGUAAUUUCGGCGCCUCUCUGCAAGUUGACCCGCUCACGUGUCGUUUCCGUACGCAACAUCCUGUCAUCUAAACUCCAGCACGUCUUUGGUGUUCAGCAGCGCCUUCCGGGCGAGAUCAUCGACAGGAUAAUAGCGCAUCUACCCCAUGCAUACCCCGAUGCUGCACAUCACGGCGAGAUUGUCUUCGAGUCGAAAGACUGGCUCCAGAAGCUUUGCACCUCAAGCCCCCAUUUCGUGCACGCUUGCCAAAGGAAGCUCUUCUUUCUGGUGGAUCUAUGCGCGAAACUGGACACCGGAAGAGAACGUCUUCACCGAUUCUACAGACUACUGAAAAUGUCCCCACACCUAGCACGCUAUGUGAAGCACCUCAUUCUGCCGGUCGAUCUUUUGGAAGAUCCUCGGAUGGUCAAGAUCCUCAAGUGCUUGGUCAAUCUGCGCUCAGCCUCUAUCUACAACUACGCUGAGGCGAUCUUGUCGAUGGAAGAUUCCUUUGGCACCCUAACUUUUGUCAAUCGUCUGCGUCGCCUGGAGCUUCGCGUUCAUACCUUUGCGGACUUUGUUGAAUUCGACACUAUCAUCGGCUCGUUUCCUGUCCUCAGAGAGCUGCUUCUUGAGACUGUCGAUUUCGACCAACACACCGGGUAUCGAUUAGCGACGAAACGCGGGGCUCUGGUUACUCUCAAGACCCUCGAAUUGUACGCUAUUCCCGAGGAUACGGUGGAUGCCAUGCUGCAGGCGUUGCACAAGGUGGACAUGACCUGCCUGCACGCCCUGUCAGUGGAUCGCCAGCACGAAGACCUAUUCCGCCGAAAUGUCGGGACCCUGCGAGAGUUGACACUUCAUGUUGCCUUGGAACUCUCAUGCCCCGAAUUCUAUUCUAGCAAUCUAUCCAUCCUAUUGCACCCAUCUCACAAGCUACGACGCAUCAAUCUGUUCUUGCGACGUCCCGAAGCCCUGUGGUACAUCCUCCCGUUUCUUGGCCCUGGCAUCCGACUUGUCCGGCAGCUCUCUAUCGCACAGUGGGAUAUCCCUCAGCUACCCGAGAUCUGGGCUCAGUUGGACAGAGAACUGGCUGCCGUUGCCGGCGGACUUUCCAUUCUGCGUGUCUAUCUUGAAUCUGCGGUCGGAGCCGCACGGAGCAUCCAGGAGGUGGAUCUUCGAGCCGCUAUGCCGAAGAUGCAGCAUCUUCUGCGGGUCGAAGAGCGCGUUUCCUGGUCAGUUCGGACGUGA